UUCGGAAAUUCCGUAGCGACAGAUUCCGUGCACUGUAGGUGAGGUUCGCAGCUUCUGACCCUCUCUGAUCCCGUAGACCACAAACACCGUUUGCUUACAGCCUCCAUGAAUGAACCAGAAGAGUAAUGCAGGCGCAUUUGCUAUUGGGGCCGAUCCCCAUCCCCAUUUCUUCUUCCUCCUCUGCCAUCGGUUUCUACUCCUCCCUCAUCGCCGAUUCCCUUCGCCGGACUUACUCCUGCAACCUCAUUUCCAAAUCAACCAUUCCCCUUCCUCGAUCCAAUUCCAUCGUCUGUUCUUGGUCCGCGGCCAUUGACGGCGACCGCAACCAUUACGAGCUACUCGGUGUCGCUCGUGCUGCUUCCUCCAAUGAGAUCAAGAAAGCUUUUCGUCUGCUUGCUCGCAAGUAUCAUCCCGAUGUUAGCAAGGAUUCACGAGCAGCUGAUGCCUUCAAGAGCAUACGUCAUGCAUAUGAGGUAUUAGCCAAUGAAGUGACGAGAGCUCAGUAUGACCGAGCAUUGAAACUUCAAGAAAGUACCAACAGGCGAUAUAGAGGAAAGUGGUAUUAUACUCCUGAUUUUGAAGAAAGAUCAAGAACCUAUAGAUGGGCUGAACUGAAGCAAAAGAUACAGUAUGAAAGAUAUAAUAAAUAUUAUAGAUUUCGAGAGGAUUCUUCUCACAUUGAUGAAGAUGAGGAGGAAGGAAGCAGCAGCCAACUUAGAAGCCCCUUCCUAGAAGUACUGAAAUCGACAUUUCUGUCUUUAUUUUUACUACAAAUGUUCGGCUCCCGAUUGUCCCUCACCUUUAGCAGCCUGGUGGCAUUGCUCGACAGGAAGUUGGAUUCAGGAUAUAAGAUCGGCUACGUUAUUGCAUGGCUUUUGGGUGGAAGGGCAGGUGUUUUACUAGCUAUAUGCCUCUCAUUUGCAAGCUGGGUGUGUGGGAAAAGUAGCAGCAGUGUAGUUGCUGUUGUGGUAGUGGCUAUGUGGGUGGGAACAAAUCUUGCAAGAUAUGCGCCACUUCCUCAAGGGGCUGUUCUUACUCUUUUGUAUAUGUCCAUCAAACUUCAAGUUGAUUUGAACUGAAGUUGAAACUUGUACUGGCAAGCAGAGAAGGUGUGUAUAUGGCUGUUUUAUAUGCUUCAUGUUUGAACAUUGCUCGUAAAAGUGGCAAUGGUAGGUGCAAGAUUAGUUCACAUGGAGUUUGUUUCAAAUUAUGUGGAAGUGUUUGACCAAUUUUAGAUAUUUAUGUGUAUAGCAACCAUCUUUGAGAUGUGUAAAUUUUAGUGAUGUAUAAAAAAAAAGUUGGUAUUGGUGUUAUCACUGUUCUUGUUU
Molecule: messenger RNA, 1328 nt
Organism: Benincasa hispida (wax gourd)
Lineage: Eukaryota; Viridiplantae; Streptophyta; Magnoliopsida; Cucurbitales; Cucurbitaceae
Product: Chaperone DnaJ-domain superfamily protein
Biological process (GO): protein refolding
Cellular component (GO): cytoplasm
Source: RefSeq, a predicted model, not a curated record